Molecule: messenger RNA, 1553 nt
Organism: Myzus persicae (green peach aphid)
Lineage: Eukaryota; Metazoa; Arthropoda; Insecta; Hemiptera; Aphididae
Exons: 3
Coding region: 150-1202 (350 amino acids)
Biological process (GO): regulation of transcription by RNA polymerase II
Cellular component (GO): transcription regulator complex; nucleus
Molecular function (GO): DNA binding
Source: RefSeq, a predicted model, not a curated record
GUAAUAAAGUAUGAAAUGUAUUAAAAAUACUAUCGAAAAUACUUCAUGCUAAAGGAAUUUAAAAAAUGAUUUGACUACUUUUACUCAAAUACUUCAUUACCCUGUAAUAUAGCUUACAUAAUAUUACAUAAUAUUAUAAACCGAUUCCUAUGAUGUCCGCGACGGUGCGUGACUAUCGCCCGAGCGACUCCAGCCGUAUACGAUCUCGACUGCUCCGACAGGUGUCAAAAGGCAGUCACAUUUCUUACAUCAAAAUGCCACCCUCCAAAUCUGUUUCGUUUUCACAAGAAGAAGAUUCAAAACUUGCGGAAUUGGUCAGUCAACAUCCUUGUAUUUUCGAUGCAGAACACAAAUUUUAUAAAAAUCAAGGCGUGAGAGAUAAUGUUUGGCAGAAAAUAUCGGAAUAUAUGAAUAAGAGUCUUGAUGAUUGUCGUAAGAGAUGGAAGAAUAUGAAGGAUACUUACAAUAAGCACAAAAGAAAUAGAAAAUCAGGAGCUCGGUCAUCUGUGAAAAGUAAACCAUCAAAGUGGGCACUAUCACAUGCACUUUCAUUUCUCGACGUCGUUUCGUAUGAUCGAGAUACUCAGUGUACAAAUGUGGUCAUUGCCGGAAAAGAAGUCGAGAAUGUAGUCGAAGACGUGGAGGUUGGAGAACUGAAUGAUCCAUUUCUUCCAUCAGUUCCGUCUACAUCAGGAAGCUACGUGGAUCCCUCAGAACAGAGAGAUGUUUCAAGACCAGGGAAAAGAAAACUUGUCACCGAAAAAUUCGCAACCAAAAACGAAAAGCAGAACGAAGAGUGGAUCAUGUUGUUAAAAAGGGGGAUUGAAGAACGAAAAAUAAUUUUUGAAACUAGUACAUCUGAGAAGGACGAUCCGAUUGAUACUUUUUUCAAGAGUAUGGCAUCAACGGUAAAAACGUUUUCUCCAAGUUUAAAAAUUAGAGUGAAAAAGGAAGUUUUUAACAUAGUUAACAAUUUGGAGUUUGAAAAUAAUGAUAACAAUGGUUCAACCCCAAGAUCAAACGAUAAUUCUGAGUAUUCAUCUUACAGUAACUUAAGUACGCAGUCAUAUCUAUCAGGAUUUACGAAGUAUAAUAUCCCAACUCCUGCGUAUGUUUCCCCAGAAAUGACCAACAACCAUCAAAUAGCGAAAAACAAUUGCAUGCAGUUUGCAGAAAAUUACGACGAAGAAACUCAAUUGUAAAAAGUUUGUUAUUUACUUAAUAUAAAAAUGAAAUUUUAUCGUUCUUUUUGUGUGUACUAGGUAUUACACUGUGUCUACAAAUUGUUUUAAAAACAUUUAAUUCUUUCGAUAUAAAAAGUUUGUUGUUUUCGUUAGACAUUUAUGAAAUGUGAACAAGUUCUAAUAAUAUACCUUUAUGUAUUAGUUAACUUUGAAAUAAAAAUGGCUUUACUGAUAGUUAAUUAUGAAUUCAAAUCUCGAUUUACUCAGUGCUCGGUAGAACUUUUAAAAAUUAGACUGUUGGUAUCAAAAACAGUAAAACCAAUCGGAGAAUUUACAUUGCAAUUUUAAUUUUAAUUUUAACCUAGUGAU